Messenger RNA from Chelmon rostratus (copperband butterflyfish), 730 nucleotides. It is a transcript of the gene nkain2, whose product is annotated as sodium/potassium transporting ATPase interacting 2. The coding region runs from base 1 to 627 and encodes 208 amino acids. The transcript has 7 exons. Gene Ontology annotation, biological process: regulation of sodium ion transport. The record is from RefSeq and is a predicted model, not a curated record. Lineage: Eukaryota; Metazoa; Chordata; Actinopteri; Chaetodontiformes; Chaetodontidae.
AUGGGGUGCUGUAGUGGCAGGUGCACCUUGGCCUUCAUCUGUGGCAUGCAGCUGGUCAGUGUGUUGGAGCGUCAGGUGAUAGACUUCCUGGGCUACCAGUGGGCUCCCAUCCUGACCAACUUCCUCCACAUCAUCGUGGUCAUCCUCGGCCUGUUCGGCACCAUCCAGUUCAGGCCGAGAUACGUCACUGGGUAUGCAGCCUGGCUGGUCGUGUGGAUGACCUGGAACGUUUUCAUCAUCUGUUUUUACCUGGAGGUCGGAGAUCUGUCCAGAGACUCUGACCUUGUCCUGACGUUCAACCUGUCCAUGCAUCGCUCCUGGUGGAUGGAGAACGGCCCGGGGUGCAGGGUGACACCCAUCACCCCUCCUCCCUCCUGGGCACCUGAGGACCACCGAUAUAUAUCUAUAUCUGGCUGUCUGAUGGAUUUUCAGUUCAUAGAGGUGGCUCACUCCUCGUUGCAGAUACUCCUGGCUUUGAUGGGGUUUAUCUACGCCUGCUAUGUGGUCAAGCUCAUUUCAGAAGAAGAGGAUAGCUUUGAUUUUAUAGGAGGGUUCGACUCGUACGGCUACCAGGGGCCUCAGAAGACCUCCCACCUCCAGCUGCAGCCCAUGUACAUGUCAAAGUAAACCCAGGAGCUACUUCAGGAGCGCUGCCUUACCAAUCACCACUGCUUAAACACCCAAACCACUCCAACUGUAAUAAACAACAACCAAGACACAGACAAGUAGA